AGCUAGAGACAAACACAUUUUUUUUGUUAUCAGUAGAAAAGCUACAGACUAUUGCAACACCUUUCUACCUUUUUUUAUAAUGAGAGAUGGCAUUUUUUUCCCAUUUUGAAUAAUUUAGCCGUAUACUAUUGGAUAUACCAAGCAGCAGAUGUGGUUCCUCAUCAACAUGGUCACUUCUGAAAAUCUCAUUACACGAUCAACAUUGCUUAUUGUCGGCUUUGCCAUCAUCUACGUCGGAAACUCCUCAGCUAACAAGACAGAAAAGACAAAUUCGGCCACUCCAGCACCGAGUUACAUGACUACAUCUUCAGAUGGUAUCUUCACAGAUUCAAGUGCAGCAAAGCACAACGAUCAACAAUGUAAUCCCUGCUGUCAAGGAUCUCCCGGUGCAGCAGGCCUGCCCGGAAUGCCCGGAAAUGCCGGGCGGGACGGCUUCCAUGGGCGAGAUGGAAUGAGAGGAGAGCAAGGCAUUGUUGGACCUCCUGGGGUCAGAGGACAAGAUGGUGUUGACGGUGGAAAAGGGGAGAAAGGUGAGAAGGGUGACAGUGUGACUGUAGUUGGACCAACAGGGCUUGUCGGAGACGCUGGUCCAAGAGGAUUGAUUGGACCUCCAGGACCUGAAGGGGCUGUUGGAGACAAAGGUGCUCCUGGGAAUCAAGGUUGGCCUGGACCGGUGGGCCCUGUAGGAGAGCCAGGACCUCAAGGAAUGCCUGGCCAGAAGGGGGGUAAAGGUGAUCUUGGAAAUAAAGGAAACCGAGGCAUCAAAGGAAACAAAGGGGAAAGAGGGAUGGAUGGGAGACCUGCUCCUCCCAACGUGACAGGAGAGCCUGGUGAAGUCGGGAGACCUGGACCGAUGGGGCCAAAAGGAGAGAAAGGAGAGAGAGGACCUGUCAGCUUUGUGAGCUCACUAGGACUACAGGGACAGUUGACGAGUCCUGAAGAACUUGAGUUGAUGCGGGAAGGGUCCAAGGGACUGCGAGGUGAGCCAGGCCUGAAAGGAGAAAAGGGAAGUAAUGGAACCGAUGCAGAACCUGGGAAACAGGGACCGACCGGAAGGAAUGGGGUGAAGGGAGACAAAGGGGAGAGGGGUGACACAGGACCAGCUGGGAUGACAGGCGCAUCUGGUUCUCAAGGUGAAACAGGGCCAAGAGGGACCAAGGGGGAUCCAGGAUUGAAGGGAGAGGAUGGGAUGAAAGGAUCACAGGGCGAGAGGGGUUUAUCCGGGGAACAGGGUAUACAAGGGGUAAAAGGGGCUCCUGGGGAACUUGGACCACUCGGGGAGAUUGGAAAGCCUGGUUUAAAUGGAAGUAGGGGGGAAAACGGGGACAAAGGUCAGAAAGGAGAGGUCGGAGAAAUGGGUAUUCCUGGGUCAAAUGGUGAAAAUGGAAAACCAGGGUUAAAGGGGGAACAAGGAGCAAAGGGAAUGGUGGGUGAUACAGGUGCCAAAGGUGAGAAUGGUACUAUCGGGUCUAAAGGGGAGAUGGGGUUGCAUGGGGUGAAUGGGUCAAAGGGUGAUCAAGGGCCUAUUGGACCAAGUGGAGACAAAGGGAUGAGAGGUAUCGCAGGACCAAGGGGGCCACCUGGAGAUAAGGGGACUGUGGGGAUUGUUGGCCAAAAGGGUGCAAAGGGGGAACAGGCUCGUCCUGGAAAAAAGGGGGAUAUUGGGCCUGUUGGAGUGCUAGGAAAAGAAGGGGAGCCUGGGUUAAUGGGGAUACAGGGACCAAAGGGUGAAAAGGGUGAAGAGGGGCAAUGGGGUGAACAUGGUGCUAAGGGAGAUACGGGGGAUAGGGGAGGGAGGGGUAAGCAGGGACCUCCGGGGUUAUGGGGUACAAAUGGACCAAAAGGUAAUCAAGGCCCAGAAGGACCCCCGGGUCCUGCAGGCCCCAUAGGCCCACAAGGGGUGAAGGGUGACGUAGGACCAAGAGGGGUACAAGGUGACAACGGUGAGAAAGGAGAUCCUGGGGUGCAAGGAGCGAUUGGGAAAUGGGGUUUGAAGGGCGAGAUUGGGGGCCCCGGUGGUCCUGGACCGAAAGGUAGCAAGGGUGACGUUGGGCCAGCUGGUGGACCCACAGGACCUAAAGGGGAGCCAGGAAAGGAUGGAGUAGAUGCAGAGAAGGGUCAGAAGGGUGAAGCUGGGCAAAAAGGAUUAACAGGAUUCAUGGGUGACAUGGGGGAUAAGGGAGAUAAAGGAGAUCUGGGUAUUAAGGGGUUAAAAGGGGAGCUAGGUUUUAAAGGAGACAUAGGGAUGGUUGGACCUAUGGGGUUGAGAGGAUACAUCGGUAAUCCAGGGCUUACAGGUCCUGCAGGGGAAAAAGGUGAUAAGGGAGAAGGGGGUGUUGAUGGGAUCAAGGGGGAUAUGGGAUCCCUUGGGAUGCAAGGUGUUAAUGGUACAAAGGGGGACAAAGGACAGAAAGGGGAACUGGGGGAGAUGGGUAUUACUGGAGAAAAAGGCAACAAUGGGACAGAGGGACCUCCAGGAGCCCCCGGCCCAAAAGGGAGUGGCAAAAAAGGUGUCAAGGGGGAACAAGGUACUGAUGGGGAGAAGGGUGAGAAAGGGGAAAUUGGUGAACCAGGAUCAAAAGGACAGAGAGGAAUAUGGGGUCUAGAGGGGGUCAAAGGAACACAAGGUCAAACAGGGUUACCAGGGCUAACUGGGCCAACAGGUGAGAAGGGAGAAAAGGGGGAAUCAGGUGAUGUUGGAUCCAAAGGAGAUGGAGGACCUUCUGGGUCCCCUGGGAUUGGUAUCGUAGGACCUCCUGGAAUUCCAGGAGAGCCGGGAAAAUCAGUGGCCAUAGCUCCCUACCGCCAAUCCGCCUUCACGGCAAGGUACUAUCACAACAGAGUGGAUCUCAAUAAUCAACGGGUGCCGUUUGCUGUUGUUGUCUCCAAUGUUGGGGGGCACUUCCAAGGUGAUGCCUUCACCACCUCAACAGCCGGAACGUAUGUGUUCCAGUUCAAUCUUGAGUACGGGGAGGGGAUUCUGAAACUGGUCAAGAAGGGGGCAUCUGUUGAGUUGAUGUCCACAGAGCGGUCAGCGAUGGCUGCGGUUCAGCUGGACGUUGAUGAUCAGGUGUGGUUGGAGAUGACCACAGACGGAACGCCUCAAGCAUUGGCUGUUAACUUCAGUGGGUUUCUCCUCUAUGUUUCUUAACAGACUGCAGUUGAAAAUUCUCACGAAGGAUACACGUUGAAAAAUGAUUUAAAUUACUGCAAACUGCUACUGAUGUUAAGGAUGUAGGUAAAAAAUAUGUAGGUUUCUAAAUUAUAUUUUAUCGGUUGAUAUUCAACUUGUUUUACCACAAAAUGGAGGUUUCUCUUUUUUGCAUAUUUGUACAUAAGCUUUUAAUAUAUCUUAAACAACUUGUUUUGUUUUUUUGUAAAGUAAUAUUGACUCAUCACAGGCAUUUUCAAAUGAUCAUGAAUAAACUCGUCACAGCUUGCAGAGGGCGGGAGGCUAUUUUUCACAGUUUCCUACAACAUUAAAAAAAAAAUCAAUUUCUGCAAUUUUUACUACAUGCUUUUUAAAGGGGAAAAAAAGGAAGUUAAAGUCAAUGCCCUUUCUAUUUAGAAAGGAGCAUUAUCAUAGAGUUGUAAUGACUCGAGUCCAAAACUCGGCUUGAGUCCAACUCGAGUCACAAUUUUUGGUGACGUGACUUGACUCGACUCGAGUCCCAAUGGGUAACUGACUUGACUUGAUCACUGCAAGCAAAUGAAUCGACCUGAAUCGAUUCCCCUCAUCCGAAGACUCGACUCUAGUCGAAGGCUCAUAACACGCGAGUCCCAAAACUGUGGUACCGGCACAAUUUUUUAUGUUUGCGUACU
This is a messenger RNA of Patiria miniata (bat star), 3822 nucleotides long. Its product is annotated as collagen alpha-2(I) chain-like. NCBI's taxonomy places the organism in Eukaryota, Metazoa, Echinodermata, Asteroidea, Valvatida, Asterinidae. The coding region runs from base 149 to 3151 and encodes 1000 amino acids. The record is from RefSeq and is a predicted model, not a curated record. The transcript has a single exon. Gene Ontology annotation, molecular function: protein binding.